Messenger RNA from Tricharina praecox, 2505 nucleotides. RefSeq lists its product as uncharacterized. The coding region runs from base 15 to 2171 and encodes 718 amino acids. The transcript has 5 exons. Lineage: Eukaryota; Fungi; Ascomycota; Pezizomycetes; Pezizales; Pyronemataceae. Gene Ontology annotation, molecular function: ATP binding; ATP-dependent protein folding chaperone. The record is from RefSeq and is a predicted model, not a curated record.
GCAAUCGACUGCGAAUGGGCUUCCGUAACAAAAAUCAGCCUCCGCCGCCGUCACCGCCCCCGAACCAACUGCCCCAACAGCAACAGCAGCAACAACAGCAACAAGGACAACAAGCCCUCGUACAGCAAGGCCAUCCGCAGAUGGGCCCGCAACGACCCCCAUCGUAUCCGCCUCCGUACGUGGGACCGCCCGUCGGCGCCCCGCAUCUAGUGCAGCAGGGCCGUCCGCAGUCUCCGAUGCCGCCGCACGGCGGGGCUCCCUACGGCCCCACGCAGAUUGGCGGUAUCCCGCCCCAGAUGUCGAAUCAGCAGAUGAUGGGCCCGCCACAACCGUACGGCCAGCCGCCCGGAUACCCCAUGCAGCAGCAACAGCAGCAACACAGGGCCAGUACCGGCAGCCAACAGGGCAUCAUGGGCGGAGGCAUGAGACCACCUGUUUCGGAGAUGGAGACGAAUAAUCGGAGUAAGGCGCAGUUGAUUGUCGGAAUUGAUUUUGGUACUACUUUUAGUGGUGUUGCUUUCGCGUUCGCAACGGACCAGGAAGCGAAGGAGGAUAUCAUCACGGAAUGGCCUGGGGCUGGUAAUCAGACAAAAAACAAGAUCCCAACGGUUCUUUACUACGAUCAGUAUCAGAAAGUUGUAGGAUGGGGUCCAGAUAUCGCCGACGCUCUGGCGCCAACAGGUUACCCCAAGCCGGGUGUACAAAAGGUGGAAUGGUUUAAGCUUCAGCUUAUGCUUUCCGGAAACACUUACAUCGAUCCCAUCAACCUUCCUCCCCUCCCCCCGGGAAAGUCCGAGAUCGAUGUGGCGGCAGAUUACCUAUUCCAGCUCCGUGGUGCCAUGCGAGCACAGCUGCAAAAGACGCUGGGAGAGGUGUUCAACCGUGAGGAGCGCAACAUUCGCUAUUUCCUGACCGUUCCGGCUAUCUGGAACGAUGCAGGAAAGGCGGCUACCCGUGCCGCAGCCAUUCAGGCCGGUUUCUUAAGGGAUGAGAACGACAACCGUCUCACUCUGAUCACCGAGCCUGAGGCGGCCGCUAUGUUCUGUUCCAAGACGGGGUUGUUGAACCUGAAGGUGCACGACGCGGUGCUGAUCGUGGAUUGCGGUGGUGGUACCGUCGAUCUGAUCGCCUACGAGGUCGAGGAAGAGGUCCCGUUCACCGUCGCCGAGUGUACCGCCGGCUCCGGAGAUUCGUGUGGUUCAACCGCGCUCAACCGCAACUUCUCCAACAUCCUGCGUGCCAAGAUCCGCAAGAUGAAGCUUCCCGACGGUUCCAAGACGGCCGGCAAGGUGUACGCCAAGUGCAUUAUGGACUUUGAGAAUCGGAUCAAGGCCGACUUCCGAAACAACGGCCAGAAAUGGGCCGUGGAUGUGGGCAUCGAGAAGGAAUACCCCGAAGCCGGCAUCGAGGAGGGAUUCAUGUCAUUCACCAACGAGGAGAUCCUGCAGUGCUUCGAGCCCGUCGUGAACCGGAUUUUGGAGCUCGUCCGCAACCAGAUCAUCGCCAUCCAGGCGCAGAACCGCCAGUUGCAGAACGUGCUCGUCGUCGGUGGUUUCGGUGCUUCCGAGUACCUCUUCCAGCAGAUCAAGCUGCACGUGCCCCCCCAGUUCCAGUCCAAGGUGGUCCGCCCCAUGGACUCGGUAGCUGCCAUCGUCAAGGGAGCGGUAACGGCCGGUAUCACGGAACGCGUCGUCACAUCGCGUGUCGCGAGACGCCACUACCUCAUGGCCACGCUGCAGCCAUUCAAAGAGGGCCACCACCCCGAGGCCUACCGAGUCCCUAGCUUGGACGGAAAGGACCGAUGCAAGUACACCAGGCAGAUCUUCGUCACCAAGGGCCAGAGGGUCAAGAUCGGUGAGCCCGUCAAGGUCUCGUUCUUUAGACAGGUUGCGCCGGGUGCCACGCUCAUGUACGAGGAUAUCCUGUAUGCUUGCGAUGACGACCAGUGCCCCGAGUACACCAAAGAUCCUAGGAUCAAGGAGGUGGUAACUCUAACCAGUGACCUCUCGCGUAAGAACCUUGAGAAGGACUUUGAACGCAUGGAUACGCCGCAGGGUACUUUCUACCGCGUUUACUUUGAUAUCUACCUCACGCUCGAUGGCUCCGAGUUCAACGCCGAGCUGGUGUGCCAGGGCGAGGUUAUGGGCCGGUGUGUUGCAAAGUUCAGAUAGAUGGUCUACGGGAUAAUGAUGACGGUUUACUUUGAUGGAUGGACGGAUGGGUGGCUGGAUGGAUGGAUGGGGGGCGGGGGGUGUUAGUUGUUUGGCAAUGUUUUAUGUCUUAUUAAAAUACCAUACGGUCGUGUUCUGGUUUUUAUUUUUUAUUUUUAUUCAUCUUCUGGUCUUCUUUUUUUUGUGCAUCGAUAUACUUGGUACAGGCCGUACGUUAAUGAGCGGGUUGGUGGAGUGAUUGCGAUACAUAUACGAGCUGUAGGGCACGUGUGGGCGUAUAUAUAUCAUCUUGCCAAGUGGAUUGCUGUGGCUGGUGCGCUGAGGGAGUGAGGGG